Molecule: messenger RNA, 518 nt
Organism: Schizophyllum commune H4-8
Lineage: Eukaryota; Fungi; Basidiomycota; Agaricomycetes; Agaricales; Schizophyllaceae
Exons: 3
Coding region: 289-468 (59 amino acids)
Source: RefSeq, a predicted model, not a curated record
CUCAAACUCAACCCAAACCAUCAUCAUGUCCAUUGGAGUGCCUUACCAUUGAACGUCGCAUCGCAGGAGUCCCCGAGCUCCUCUGAUCUGCCAUGAAGCUUCCCCGAUGAUAGGUGCUUCCUUCCCUCCACCGAUGCUGUGGUUGUCUGUUUUCAUUUGUGCAAAGCGCCGCGCAUUCGCGGGUCCUGUCCUGCCCCAGUCACGGAUACCGUAACCUGAUUGUCAUUGCAAAAGCGCGCAGAUUGCUUCACCUUCUCUCCGAAAGCCCGAGCUAAGUCAGUCGAAUCUAUGUCACGGAAUCCCGAGGAGGAGAAGGCGUCUCCGAGUCCGGCUUCCGUAUCUCUUCUUUGCGGAGCCUUCACUUGCGCUGCAGGUCCUCUACUUGCGCUGCGCAGUACUGCGCCAGAGCCAGGGAAGCGCCGGAGGAACUUAGCUUACGAGAACGGAAGAACUCAAUCCAUGCGCUAGCUACCAGCGCUACGAUUCGAUAGCACUCGAUACUACGACAAUAGCGCGAA